AUACAGUUUGCGUUAAGUACUAUUGAAACUAGCAUAGCAUUUUUAUUAGCAUACCAGUUUUGAUUAAAAGCGACUCAAUCUAAUGUUCACCAUCUAGGCUGUUUCUUUCUCUCUUCCUUUCUCUUUUUUCGUUUUUUUCUUCUAUAGAUUUAUUUUCACUUCACUUUUUUUCUACCUAAGAAAUCAGAAUAUUGCUUUGUUUUUCAACUUUGUCCAACAAAAUUGGUUAGCUACACAAAUUGAUUCAAAACCAGUUCAAUACAAAAAUUUUUAAUGAAUUUUUGGUAGCCCGUUAAUAAUACAAAAUUGAAAACUGCUUUAAAUGUUUGGAUUAUUGGGAAUCCUUCCCAAUAAAAAUUUAUUAAAAAAUGUAAACCAUAAUGCAUGGCUCUAAAGCAUAGCCAAACACAGCCUCCCAGUCAGUUUUCAGUUGCGUUUAAAAAGGUCUAUCAGAGAAAAGGUCCAAGUCAUAAAAAUCCAUGAGAAAGAGAAACAGUGUUCGGUGUUCAUAUGUACAUUUGUUCAUAUUAAAUUCAUUUUCUUUCACUUAAUGCACCUAAUAAUUUAUCUAUACGCAGGACCUUCUAAUAAGCAGUCAAAAUCCCAUUUCCGAGUGGGAAGUUCAGCCAUAUUUUGUGGUGGUCUAUGAAGCAAUGCACCUCACCUGUAACUUAAUAAUCUCUGAUCAUCCUGUUAUUUGUCUGUCAGACACUUUUUACCAUUUUCAGUGGCAGUUUGGUGUAUUUUUUGUGUUGUCUAUUCAUAUUCCUCCUUACUAUGUACGAAAUUUUUCUAUCAUAUCAAUUUUCCCCAUUAGCAACAUUAGGAAAACUAUAAGACUCAGUUUUCUUACAUUUUAGAAAAGAUUCCAUUAAUUUCACAUAGUCUUCAGUGCAAUGUUUGCCCAAAUUUAUGUUAUUUUGGCCUUUGAAUGCUUGUUUCUGUGGUAUAGUUUUUCCUUUGUUUAUUUGGUGAUUGUAUGGUGUGUGUUUUAUUAUUUGUAUUUUUUAAUUGGUCAGUGGUAUUGAUGACCUUGAAUUAGAGUUUGUUGUUAAUUUUUGUAAUUGUUAGGUAAAGUAAGUUUUUAGUUGCUGCUUGUGUUUCCACAGCGAAUGUUCUGUUUUUAUAUAACUGAGCUCCAAUCUAGUGGAAUGUUGUCAAUUAUUUUAUAACACAUCAAUCAUGGAAGAUGGUAAAUUGUUGAUCCAUAUUCCAAUUGAAAUUUUACUUGUGUUCAUGAGUCUAAAACAUAGGCUUAACAUCCAACUAUAGGUGCUGUAGAUAGGCAUCAGAAAGGAAAGAAAUUUCAAUGUCAAUGUUGGGAAUUGAACCCAUGACGCUGGCUGAUAAUUAACUCGAUUGGUCAAUCAUCUAGUCAUAGUCACUCAUAUUUAUCUAUUGCCCAUAUUUAUGUAUUUAUUGUAUAAGUAUUAUUAACAUAAAGUUAUUUCAGAUUAUAUCAAAAUUUCCAUGUUAUUCCAACUUGAAAAUACCAAAUAAUCAAUGUAUGAAAAAACAAAAGGUAUUUCACAAGAAUUCAGAUGUCUCAACUAGCCCACACGAUUCGGAAACAGAGACACAACACCAUCAAAGUGUAGAAGAAGAAAAGCAACUGUCGUACAGCCCAAGUGAUUCCGAUUCAGUUUCGCCAAAUAAUCACCGUGUGAAAAAACAAAAGCUACUUCACAUUAAUUCAGACGUUUCAAAUAGCCCAUUUGACUCUGAUUCGGAGACACAGCACCAUCAAAGUGUGAAAGAAGAAAAUAUUUCAGAUUCGGAAACACAUGGUCAAAGUGUUAAAAAAGAAAGUAUAUUUAAUUUCACUUCAAAACUGGCAUACAGCCCAUGUGAUUCUGAUUCAGAUAUGCCAAAUAAUCACUGUGUGAAAAAACAAAAGCUACUUCACAUUAAUUCAGACGUUUCAAAUAGCGUAGGUGACUCUGAGACACAGCACCAUCAAAGUGUGAAAGAAGAAAAAUUUUCAGAUUCGGAAACACAACAUGAACGAAGUGUAAAAAAAGAAAAUAUAUUUAAUUUCACUUCAAAACUGCCAUACAGCCCGUGUGAUUCUGACUCCGAUAUGCCAAAUAAUCUAUGUGUCAAAAAACAAAAGCUACUUGGCAUUAAUUCAGAUGUCUCAUACAGCCCACGUGAUCCAGAGCCGGAGGAACAGCAUGAUCAAGGCAAACUUUCGUACAGCCCGUGGGAAUCUGAUCCAGAGACCCAGUGUGAUCAAAAUGAUAAAAAGACAAGUCUAUUUAAGUUUACAUCAAAUUUCUCAUUCAGCCCAUGUGGUUCGGAUUCAGAGAACCUGCAAGAUCAAGAUGACUCAUGCAGCCCAUGUGGUUCAGAUUCGAAAUCACUGCAUCAUGAAUUAUCAAAAAACGAAGAUAACAGUUCAGGAUCUGAUGAUGGGGAAGAAAGCGAUGAAGAAAGUGAUGAAGAAAGCGAAGAAGUAAUCUCAGUAUCAACAGAGUCACAGGAUACUAAAGUAAGCUUAAGUAGCAGUUCGCAUACGUCUGAAGAGGAUUCUAUUGAUUCUGUAGAAGGGAAUGGACAAAAUUACAAACUAAAGCUCCGGAGAGAUUUUUUGUCUGACAGAACGGAUGAUGAUGAUGAUGAUGAGGACUUCCGCGCACAUUUCGAGCGACAAAAGUACCUGUUUCUGCACCAAAGAUUUAACAUGGGAUCAAAUUCAAAUUCUGGUUUCAACGUUUUUCAUUCGGAUGAAAUUGAGACCAUCAUCAUAUCAUCGGACGAUGAAGAUUGUUAGUUAAUAAAUGCAUAUGAUGAAAUAAACAUGUAAACAAGCAUA
Molecule: messenger RNA, 2815 nt
Organism: Cimex lectularius (bed bug)
Lineage: Eukaryota; Metazoa; Arthropoda; Insecta; Hemiptera; Cimicidae
Product: clumping factor A-like
Exons: 8
Coding region: 1508-2773 (421 amino acids)
Source: RefSeq, a predicted model, not a curated record